UCAGCAGAUAUCACGUUCCCAUGCUGGAUCGCUUGGGCUUAACACAGCAUCGUUCUCAAUUGCUUUGUGGAUGUUGAAGACAAGAUGUCGCUUCAUGUGCUCGCCAGUCUGGUAUUCUGUCUUAGUGUUUCGAGACUGAAGUACACACAUGGUGAAAGCAUUGCGUUUGGCAAACUUGCCAAACAAAGUUCUACUUAUAUUGCCAACCGAAGGUAUUAUUAUCUUGCAUAUCCUGCGAGCCAGGCCAUCAAUCCAGUCUACUGGAUGACAGGGUCGUAUACAAACUAUGGCAACCCAUCCUGGUGGGAGGUGGACCUGAGGGGCUACUACAGUAUCAGCAACAUCACCCUCACAGCAGCAUACAAUGGAUGGCAUACAUACAUGGCAAAUGCCUACGUGGAAGUUAUGGACAAAGAUAUCAGCCUCUGCUCUGAUGUCAAGGUGGAGUGGUGUGGAAAUGUGUCCAGCACCGUUGCCAGUGGGGAGAAGUUCAACUUCACCUGCAAUGCCACAUUCCCCAUCCGCUUCGUACGUGUCACAAGACGAACUACAGGAAAUAAUUAUUUAGGUAUCGGCCAAGUUGAUGUUCAAGGUGUCGGGGCUACAAAGCGAUACCGUUCCUACUACACGCCCACAACAAACAGGAAGGUGUCCAUCCCAUCCUUGACUACAUCAGCCGUAACAGCCGGGCAAUGUGGCAUCCUUUGUCACCAAAACCAUUCAUGUAUCGACUUCAGCUACAGCAAAACUGCAUCGACUGACGCUAACUGUCUGCUAUCCAACAAGGAAGUGCCUCAGAAUUCUGUGGCAAACAAUGCCUGGACCAUGUACACCCUGAACAACUGCCUGUAAACACCUGUUAUAAGGUUAAAAAUGCAACUCAAAAACAUUAGAAAAUGGUUACCGUUAUAGCUGCAAUGAGGAGUUGCAUUAGAUAUAGUUUGUGACAGAAAUUUUAGUUUGAAAGGAAUCAAUAGAUAACAGACAUUUCACAUUUAUCACAAGUGUAUUUUGGACAUUUCAUAAUUAUCAUUGGAUUGGUUCCUGGUUAUCGUCCAUGAGUCACAAAAUCAAUAGAGAGAUGAGCAAUCUGGCACGUAGGCUUCUGUAUUUUUCCGAUUACGACACACAUGAGUUCAUGGUCAGAUCUAACUUUUAACGAAUCAAAAUGAGGUAUUGUGACAUGUGACAAAGACAGGCCAGGCCCGAUCACUAUAAAAUGACACCUUCAACAUUAGGAGAGGAGAGCGCGGUUUGCAAUCGAUCGAGUCGAAUCCCGAUCGUUCUAAGUUUCCCUAGUUAGUGACGAGUCUGGCCGGCUUGAUCCUUUCCUGUAUUUAUAGAUGGGCUGAGAGUAAGUAAA
Messenger RNA from Haliotis rufescens (red abalone), 1363 nucleotides. RefSeq lists its product as uncharacterized. NCBI's taxonomy places the organism in Eukaryota, Metazoa, Mollusca, Gastropoda, Lepetellida, Haliotidae. The transcript is spliced from 4 exons. The record is from RefSeq and is a predicted model, not a curated record. Bases 85 to 852 code for a protein of 255 amino acids.